UAAAAUAAAUUAUUAUUCACAAAUUUUAACUAAUUUCAUUAAGCGAAAAAUAUUCAUUCAUCUAGCAUACAAACAAACAUAAAUAAAUAAAUGGAUUUAUAGCAAUAAUAAUAGCAAUAGUCUUUAUAGCCAUAACAGCAAUUGGCUGCUUAAAACUAAUUAAAGCCAAAACAGGGUCAUUUUUAUUAAAAAGGCAAACCUUUUGUCAAAAAAGGAAGAUAAUUAUCUGAUAUUUCAGGGACAUAUUUAGUUGUUUAUGAUCACUAUUAGAUCGUUAAAAGAAUAGGAGAUGGAGCCUAUGGUGUAGUAUUUAAAGCAAUUGAUAAGUCUAAGAAUAAUGAAAUCGUAGCUAUUAAGAAAGUUUCUGAUGCAUUUUUAGACCCAAGAGAUGCCAAAAGAAUUUUAAGAGAAAUAAAGUUAUUAAAAUUUUGUAAUCAUCCUAACAUCAUCAAGCUAAAGGAUAUCAUUAAGCCAGAAAUGCCAACAGGUUACAAGGAUAUUUAUCUAGUUUUAGAAUAUAUGGAAAUUGAUUUAGAUAAAACUAUAAACUCAGAGCAAGCCUUAUCGCCAAAAAUAAUAAAGAACUUGAUGUGGCAAUUAUUGAAUGGUAUAUUUUACAUGCAUUCAGCUGAUAUUAUUCACAGAGACAUCAAGCCUAGCAAUAUUCUUUUAAAUAAAAACUGUACAUUAAAACUAGCGGAUAUGAAUCUUGCACGUAAAUUUGAUGUGGAGCAAAGCAGUAUAACUGAGUAUGUUGUAACAAGACCGUACAGAGCACCUGAAAUUUUGCUUUCUACAGAAAAUUAUUCAAAACCUAUAGAUAUUUGGUCAGCAGGGUGCAUAUUUGCCGAAAUGAUGGGAAGAAAAACAAUUUUCAAAGGAAACUCAUAUGUGAAUUAGUUAGAUAGAAUUAUUGCUAUUAUGGGCAAACCAGAUUUUGAUAAAUUGUCGUAUAAAGUUGAUGAAAAUUUAAAAGAAUAUAUUAAGUAAUUAUAGGAAAAGCAACCAGAAAAUUUUUAUGAAAUUUAUAAAUCUCAUGACCCACUUGCCAUAGAUUUAUUAUAUAAAAUGCUAGCUUUUGAUCCGAAAGAGAGAUGGACUGUCGAAUAGUGCUUGUAUCAUGAAUACUUUAAAGAUUUUGAUAAAUCUUAAAUAAAAGCUUGUAAUCAUAAAUUUGAUUGGACAUUUGAUGAAAUUUAAGAAAGAAACGAUUUAAUUUAAAGAGCUAUUUACAAUGAAAGUUGUUAAUUCCAUUAAGAUGAACCUGAUGCUACAAUAGAAGAAGUAGAGCAACAUUAUAAAUAGCAAUAGCAAAUUAUUUAGCAAAAAAUAGCAUAAUAGCAUGCCGCAAAUGCAAAUUCUUAGUAGUUUUUAAAAACAAACUAAUAAUUUUAAAUGAAUUUAGAAAAACUAGCAGCUUCCUAGCCACUAAUUAAUCCUAUUAAUUUUAAUCCUAAUAUGUAAGUUCCCUUUUUUCCUAUGGGAAGAUAGCCACAAGUACCACCUGAAGCUAUUUUAUUGUAAAUGCAAAACAUGUAAAAAAAUCCGAUGUUAUAAAAAUAAUUUUAAAUGAUGUAAGGAUAGUAAUAAACGCAAAUGCCUCUUUAAAAAGAUUUUAGAAAUCCUUUUAACUCACAUCCCCUAGCAAAUUUAUCUUAAGAUAAAAUGAAAGCAGAUAGUUUACCAAUUAAUCCCAUACAAGCUUCUGCAGUCCAAUAAAAUCCUCUUUUUGUUCCAGGUUUACAUAAUUUUCCACCUGGAUUUCAUCCAAUUAAAAUUGGUAUGCAAGAAUAAUUUAAAAAACCUAAUAUCAAUAAUAAUACAAAUGGAAAUACUAAUUAACAAAAACCAAAUUAAAAUGACUAAUCUCCUCCAAAAACUGAUUCUGAAAGCAAAGCAUCAGAUACUAAUAAAAAUAACCAUAAUGGAUAAAAUAAUGGAGAUGAGAAUGGUAAAUAAGAAAAAAAUGAUAAAAAAUUUAAUAAAGAUAAUGAUUAGGAUUAAGAAAAAUAGAAUAAUAAUAAUGGCGAAAAAGAUAGAAAAAAUAGUAAUAAUGGUUUAAAUUAAAUGAGCAAUUAGACUACAGAAGAAAAAGAGAAUCCUGAAUCUAAAAGUAAAAUGCAAAAUAAAGAAAGUGAGAUGAACAGAUCUUAAGAUUUUUUAAAAGGCAGUAUUCUCAGUAAUUCAGAAGAGAUUGAAGAGUUGCCUAACAUCCCUGAAAUGAGGUAUAAAACAUUAACAUUUGGACCUGAAUAAUUUAACAAUAAUCAAAAAUCAGCAGAGUGA
Molecule: messenger RNA, 2286 nt
Organism: Tetrahymena thermophila SB210
Lineage: Eukaryota; Ciliophora; Oligohymenophorea; Hymenostomatida; Tetrahymenidae
Product: cyclin-dependent kinase-like Serine/Threonine kinase family protein
Exons: 7
Biological process (GO): intracellular signal transduction; protein phosphorylation
Cellular component (GO): cytoplasm; nucleus
Molecular function (GO): MAP kinase activity; ATP binding
Source: RefSeq, a predicted model, not a curated record